AUGAUAAGAAAUUUAAAAAAUUUAAAUUUAGUUGGAAAUAGAUUUUAUAGUAGUGGUGAAAUUAAACAUACAACAAUUGUUAGUAAUGGAUUUGGUGGUAUGUUAAAUAUUUUAGGUGAGAAUCAACAUGUUACAUUUAAUAAGAUUGAAUAUAAUGCAGAUGGUGAUUAUGCAAUUUGUAAACAUCAAGUUGAGAAUAAACCAUUCGAACCAACAAUUGUAAGCAAAAAAGUAUUUGAAAGUAGAUUAACAGAUGCUCAAAUUGGAGAGAUUCAAAAACUUCGUUCAACCAAUUCACAAAAACAAUUAGCAGAGAAAUUCCAAACUACACCAUAUAUCAUUUCACGUGUUUCAAGAGGUACACCAGAGAAACGUCAAUCAUUGAUCGAUCAAUUCCUAUUGAAGAAUCCAAAAAAGAUCGUAGAUAGUGAAGAUGUUAAAAAGAAUCGUUUACAAGAUUGGUUCCAACGUAAUCAACAAAGAGAAUACGAACAAAAGGUUAUCAAAGCUGCUACUUCUUUUGAACGUAUUAAAAGACAAAGACAUUCACUCAAUGCUCAUAAUCAACGUAUUCAUAAAGAAUCUUAUGAAUUUGUUCAAAAAUCUCAAAUCUCUGAAUCUGAAGAAAAUCAACCAAGAGUUUUCACAAUGGAAGAAAAGAGAGCAAAAGAAAAAGAAUUAUCAAAACUUCGUCGUAGAAAAGUUACAACUGAAAAAGAUAAAAUAAAUGAAAGUAAUCAACGUAUUAAAAAUAAAACUGAGAGAAAGAUUCAAAGAGAAGAACAAGGAAAUAAUUAA
Dictyostelium discoideum AX4 is the source of this 798-nucleotide messenger RNA. RefSeq lists its product as hypothetical. The record is from RefSeq and is a predicted model, not a curated record. The transcript has a single exon. Lineage: Eukaryota; Evosea; Eumycetozoa; Dictyosteliales; Dictyosteliaceae. The coding region runs from base 1 to 798 and encodes 265 amino acids.